GUCAUACCUCCUUCGCGUGACCUCAGCUCAAUCCGGCUUCAACCGCUGCCGGAAGCGCUUACCUAUACAUACAAAAAACUGUAUCUAUUAAUCGCAACCCUUCUCUGGUCCACCAUUCGUCUUCUCAGCCCUAAUCUCUCUCUAUCUUUCUCUGAAUCAAUCCCUAAGCCCUAACCCUUCCCCCAAUUCGCAUUUCCAAUUUGGUUCCUGUGAUGGAUUCACAGGUCAACAAUCUCUACGACACUGCGUCGCAGCCGGACACCGGCAACGACGCCUACACGUUCCUUGAGUUCAAUACUCCGGGCGAGGACUUUGAUUACCCGGAGUUUCAAGAGCUUUCGCAGCCUAUUCGAGCCUCGGCGUGGCCCACGCCCUCCGAUUCCUUGGUCUCCGAAUCUCCCGACAGGCCUCGCUCCUCGGAUGCCUCUCCCUCAGCCAAAUCCCGCGGCGGCGGAGGAGGAGGGAAUGGCGCCAGUGGAAGUGGUAAUAGUAAUAGUCUUAGUAGUAACCAUGCUGCUGCUACGGUCGACGCCUUGGUCGCCGGGAUGAGCGGGUUGAAUUUCGAGGAGACUGGGGAUGAUGAGGGUUUUGAAUAUGGAAAAGGGAAUUUUUCCGUGGAGCAUGCUUGUAGGUACUGUGGUGUUACGAAUCCAGCUUGUGUUGUGAGGUGCAAUGUCCCGUCGUGUCGCAAGUGGUUCUGCAAUUCUAGGGGAAACACUUCCGGCUCGCAUAUUGUCAAUCACCUGGUCCGAGCAAAGCACAAAGAGGUGUGUCUUCAUAAAGAUAGUCCACUGGGAGAGACAAUUCUUGAGUGUUAUAAUUGUGGUUGCCGAAAUGUGUUUCUUCUAGGGUUCAUCUCUGCCAAGACAGAGAGUGUUGUUGUUCUCCUUUGCAGGGAACCUUGCUUGAAUGUUAAUGCAUUGAAAGAUAUGAAUUGGGAUCUUAGUCAGUGGUGUCCUCUGAUUGAUGACAGAUGCUUUUUGCAGUGGCUUGUCAAGGUCCCAUCUGAACAGGAACAGUUGAGAGCACGCCAGAUCAGUGCUCAGCAAAUAAACAAGGUUGAAGAACUGUGGAAGACAAACCCUGAUGCUACCCUUGAAGAUCUUGAGAAGCCUGGAGUGGAUGAUGAACCUCAGUCUGUUCUCUUGAAGUAUGAGGAUGCAUAUCAGUACCAAAAUAUCUUUGCGCCUCUGAUCAAGCUUGAAGCUGACUAUGAUAAGAUGAUGAAAGAGUCGCAAAGUAAAGACAACGUCACUGUUCGCUGGGACAUUGGUCUCAACAAGAAACGUAUUGCAUAUUUUGUUUUCCCAAAGGAAGAUAAUGAGUUGCGACUGGUACCUGGUGAUGAGUUGCGGUUGCGUUAUUCAGGAGAUGCAGCUCAUCCAGCUUGGCAAUCAGUAGGGCAUGUGAUAAAGUUAACUGCACUAGAGGAGGUUGCUCUUGAACUUCGUGCUAGUCAGGGUGCUCCAGCUGAUGUUUGUCAUGGAUUUAGUGUUGACUUUGUUUGGAAGAGUACCAGCUUUGAUCGGAUGCAAGGUGCAAUGAAAACGUUUGCUGUCGAUGAGACAAGUGUCAGUGGGUAUAUUUAUCAUCACUUGUUAGGCCAUGAAGUUGAGAUGCAGAUGGUACGCAAUGCACUGCCUCGUCGUUUUGGUGCACCUGGUCUUCCAGAGCUCAAUGCAUCUCAAGUUUUUGCUGUAAAAAGUGUGCUUCAAAAGCCCAUAAGUCUGAUUCAAGGUCCACCUGGCACAGGAAAGACUGUCACUUCGGCUGCUAUUGUGUAUCACAUGGCCAAACAAGGCCAGGGGCAGGUUUUAGUCUGUGCGCCCAGUAAUGUGGCUGUGGAUCAACUUGCUGAGAAAAUAAGUGCUACUGGUCUAAAGGUUGUAAGGCUCUGUGCCAAGUCACGUGAAGCUGUCAAUUCUCCUGUUGAGCAUUUAACUCUCCACUAUCAGGUUCGCCAUCUUGAUACGUCAGAAAAAAGUGAGCUUCACAAGCUACAACUGCUCAAAGAUGAACAAGGAGAACUAUCAAGCAGUGAUGAAAAGAAAUAUAAAGCUUUGAAACGGGCAACUGAGAGAGAGAUAGCUCAAAGUGCAGAUGUCAUUUGUUGCACCUGUGUUGGUGCUGGAGAUCCUAGAGUGGCAAAUUUUAGAUUCCGUCAGGUGCUCAUUGAUGAAUCCACACAAUCAACUGAGCCCGAAUGCCUUAUUCCUUUGGUUCUUGGAGCAAAGCAGGUUGUUCUUGUUGGUGACCACUGUCAGCUUGGUCCUGUCAUUAUGUGCAAGAAAGCUGCUCGAGCAGGGCUUGCUCAGUCACUCUUCGAGCGCCUUGUGUUACUUGGUGUCAAGCCAAUUAGGCUGCAGGUACAAUAUAGAAUGCAUCCUGCUCUUUCUGAGUUCCCAUCAAAUAACUUUUAUGAAGGUACUCUUCAAAAUGGGGUAACUGUCAAUGAAAGACAAUCAUCAGGCAUUGAUUUUCCUUGGCCUGUGCCAAACCGUCCUAUGUUCUUCUAUGUUCAGAUGGGACAAGAGGAGAUCAGUGCUAGUGGUACUUCCUAUUUAAAUAGAACUGAGGCUGCAAAUGUUGAGAAGAUUGUCACUACAUUUUUGAAGAGUGGUGUGGUUCCUAAUCAGAUUGGAGUGAUUACACCAUAUGAGGGUCAACGGGCAUACAUUGUGAAUUAUAUGUCAAGAAAUGGUUCUUUAAGGCAACAACUUUAUAAGGAAAUUGAGGUUGCAAGUGUUGAUUCAUUUCAAGGAAGGGAAAAAGAUUUCAUCAUUCUAUCUUGUGUUAGGAGUAAUGAACAUCAGGGCAUUGGUUUCUUAAAUGAUCCACGCAGGCUUAAUGUGGCUCUUACUCGUGCUCGUUAUGGUAUUGUAAUCUUGGGAAAUCCUAAAGUUUUGAGUAGACAGCCCUUGUGGAAUAGCUUGCUGACACACUUCAAGGAGCAUGAGUGCUUGGUGGAAGGUCCCCUCAACAACUUAAAGCAAAGCAUGGUUCAAUUUCAAAAGCCCAAAAAGGUUUACAAUGACCGGAGGGUUUUCUUUAGUGGGGGACCUGGAAACCCCAGUGAUACUUUUGGAUCUCCUGCCUCUUCAAGUUCCAAUGGUGACAAGAGAAAUAGCCGUUCUAGAGGAUAUAUUGCACCUGGCACGUCCAAUGGGACUCAUAAACCUGGUGUCCACCCUGCUUAUCCGAUGCCCCGAGCUCCUGUCCCACCUUAUCAUGGAGGCCCUAUGCAGCCAUAUGCUAUACCCACUCGUGGUGCUGUGCAUGGACCUGUUGGAACUGUUCCUCAUGUUCCACAGUCUGGUAGCCGUGGUUUUGGUGCUGGGCGUGGAAAUUCAAACACUCCAAUUGGUAGUCAUCUUCCCCACCAGCAAGGCUCUCAGCAACCAAUUGGAAGUCUUGGUUCUAACUUCAACUUUCCAGCAUUGGACAAUCCAAACAUUCAACCUUCUGCUGCAGGACCUUUAACUCAACCUGGAUAUGUUUCUAAUAUGGCAGUUCAGGGACCAAGCCAGACAUUUCGGGAUGGUUUUUCUAUGGGUGGCAUGUCACAGGAUUUCUUGGGUGAUGAUUUCAAGAGCCAGGGAUCACAUGUUCCCUAUAGUGCUUCUGAUUUUUCCACACAGGCUUCACAAAGUGGAUUUGGUGUUGACUAUGCAACUCAAGGGCCACACUCUGGAUUGCCUGGAAGCUUUGUGAACCAGAAUGCUCAAACUGGAUACUCUCACUUUAAUUCUGCAAGUGAAUAUAUGUCUCAGGAUUAUAUGGCUCAUGGAACCCAAGGUCUGUUUACACAAGCUGGAUACAAUGAGCCAUCGCAAGAUGACGCUUCACAGAAGCAUUUUGGCAUGCCCAACUCCACUCCUCUUCAAUCUCAGAGUUUGCUAAAUCCACUUUACUCCCAGCCAUUCGCCCACUACAACACACCUAUAAACAUGCAAAAUUCUCAGCCUCAACCCUCUCGGGGUCCAGGUUCACAGAACCAGAACCUUCAUUACCAUGGUUGAAGGAGCAGAAUCUUGUCGAUCUGAUGGGUUAUAGUUUUGUGUCCAGCAACUCGGUUUGUGUUGUCAAGUGUGACGGUGUUACCUGCCCUACGAUGCGGUGCUGUGUUUGCCAAUAAUUCAGGUCGGUUGAUGCAGUUGGCACAACCCUUGAAACACGGAGGAGAAUUUUAGAACAAGGCCCUGUCUGGUCUGGUCUGGUCUGGUCUGGUCAGGUCAUGGGAACACGGCAGCACAUCCAGUGCUGAAUAGAAGGAAAACCAACCCAUAUUAUCUUCUUCAAGUUUUGUACUAGUGAAAGAGAAGGUAAAUCGUUAUAUUGGAGAUCACAUUACAUGGUGAGGUAUUGUUGGAAUGGUGGGUUAUAUAUAUUAUAUAUAGGAACCGGAAGCUAGUUUAGCGCCUUAUGAAAGAAUUACUCCACUGCACACGAGUGAGCUGCUACUGCCGCUGCCGCCAGUCUACCACUGCAUUUUUUUAGUACAGCAUGCCGGGAUAGUCGGCCUAACCUUCUCUCCCGACGUGUAAAAUGUAUUCUGCGUACAGUAUAGCUUGGAUGACGAUGAUAUGUAUGGUGUGAUUUUCAAAACAGGCUUGCAGGUAUUUAAAUGUUAGGUUAGGUUCGGGUGCUCGAUGUAUAUGGCAUGCACUUGAAUCCAUUUUCAUUGUGGAUAGCUCUAUGACAUUGUUGGUGGUAUUGUUGAAUGGAAAGUUUAGUUAAUAUACGUUGAAUGAGUUUAGAA
Messenger RNA from Ipomoea triloba (trilobed morning glory), 4759 nucleotides. RefSeq names its product regulator of nonsense transcripts 1 homolog. Gene Ontology annotation, cellular component: cytoplasm. NCBI's taxonomy places the organism in Eukaryota, Viridiplantae, Streptophyta, Magnoliopsida, Solanales, Convolvulaceae. Gene Ontology annotation, biological process: nuclear-transcribed mRNA catabolic process, nonsense-mediated decay. The record is from RefSeq and is a predicted model, not a curated record. Bases 213 to 4019 code for a protein of 1268 amino acids. Gene Ontology annotation, molecular function: zinc ion binding; RNA binding; ATP binding. The transcript has 29 exons.